CAUAAUUCCAGCCCUCAUUUCGACCGCACAAACCCUUCCUCACCCUCUCGUCGACAAAAAUGGCUGCCAAUGCUGCAGAUGAAGCCGAAAUGAAGUCCAUUGAAGAGCAACCCCAGCACCAGAAGCCAUUAGACCAUCCUGAUUUUGUUGAUAGAAGACCCAAAAAAAACAAGUAUGCUUUGAUAUGUGCACUUCUCGCCUCCACAAACUCCAUCCUCUUAGGCUAUGACAUUGGUGUUAUGAGCGGUGCAGUGCUUUUUAUCAAGGAAGACCUAAAGAUUUCGUCUGUUCAGGUGGAGAUUUUAGUGGGUAUUUUGAAUGUUUUCUCUUUAGUCGGUUCUCUAGCUGCUGGGAAAACCUCCGAUCUAAUAGGAAGAAGAUACACCAUAGUCCUGGCUGCAGCCACAUUUCUAAUUGGGGCUCUUUUGAUGGGGCUGGCGCCGUCUUUCCCAGUUCUCCUAUUGGGCCGCAUUAUCGCCGGAAUCGGAGUCGGAUACUCCCUCAUGAUUGCCCCAGUUUACACCGCAGAGAUCUCCCCUGCCAUGUCGCGCGGCCUUCUCACGUCCCUCCCCGAAGUAUUCAUCGUCUUGGGAAUCCUCCUCGGCUAUAUUAACAAUUACACCUUCUCGACUUUGCCCCGUCACCUAAAUUGGCGACUAAUGCUUGGUUUCGCGGCAAUUCCGGCAAUCGCAAUUGGGUUCGGCGUCACCGCCAUGCCAGAAUCGCCACGUUGGCUGGUCAUGAAAGGCAGAGUCGCCGACGCUAAACGGGUUUUGACCAAAGUAUCGGGUAGCGAGGAGGAAGCCAAGUUCAGACUCGACGAGAUAACAAAAGCCGCCGGUUUCGAUUCAGCAGCUAACGCCGAUUGGCAUGGACAGGGGGUUUGUAGAGAACUAAUCCUCCAUCCAUCUCGACCCGUUCGCCGGAUUCUCGUCGCCGCCAUCGGAAUCAACUUCUUCAUGCAAGCCUCUGGCAACGACGCCGUCAUAUACUACUGCCCGGAAGUGUUCCGUUCCGCCGGAAUCACCAACAAACGGCAGCUUUUCGGAGUGAAUGUCAUCAUGGGAAUAGCAAAGGCAACUUUUGUCGUUAUCUCAGCGCUUUACCUGGACCGGUUCGGUCGGCGGCCUCUUCUGUUAUUGGGCUCAACUGGGAUGGCCCUUUCUUUAUCUGUCUUGGGCCUGGGCUCAACGUUUCUGGAGCAUUCUAACAGCAAGCCUAUCUGGGCUAUAGUUCUGUCUAUUGUGGCUGUUUGUGCGUUCGUUUCCUUCUUUUCAAUUGGGCUUGGGCCUAUCACUUGGGUUUAUUCCACCGAGAUAUUUCCAUUGAAGCUAAGGGCCCAGGGGGCGGGCCUGGCGAUUUCGGUGAACAGAUUGGUUAGUGGGGUGGUGUCCAUGACGUUUCUGACCAUUUCCAAGAAGAUAACAUUCGGGGGAAUGUUCUUUGUGCUGGCCGGAAUAAUGGUGGUGGGAACGGCGUUCUUCUAUUUCUUCUUGCCGGAGACCAAAAACAAGAGUUUAGAAGAAAUUCAGGCUCUUUUUGAGGAUAAGGGUGACAGUGAUGGUGGGGGAGGGGCGGAAAUGAGAGAAAUUUGAAGUUGAUAUCUGCAAUUGCAGGAUCAUGCCUUGGGACCAAAAUGCUUUGUAGUGGCAGGCUGGCUGCAUCUAACUUUUGAGAAUGGUUUUGUUUUUCUGGGUGGAUUGAUGGCACAGAAAGUGCUAGAAAACUUCUUCAGUUGUGCAAUGGGCUUCUUCUCUAGUGGUGUCAUUAGGUUAAUUAUUUAGAUAUUAGAACUACGUAUUAUUUUCAAAAUUUUCAGUAUUAAUCCCAACUCAGUCAUUCCCCUCCCUGCCCUGUAAUUAC
This is a messenger RNA of Rubroshorea leprosula, 1863 nucleotides long. The record is from the annotation of a GenBank genome assembly. Lineage: Eukaryota; Viridiplantae; Streptophyta; Magnoliopsida; Malvales; Dipterocarpaceae.